Molecule: messenger RNA, 2313 nt
Organism: Thunnus maccoyii (southern bluefin tuna)
Lineage: Eukaryota; Metazoa; Chordata; Actinopteri; Scombriformes; Scombridae
Product: relaxin-3 receptor 1-like
Exons: 3
Coding region: 330-1592 (420 amino acids)
Biological process (GO): immune response; G protein-coupled receptor signaling pathway
Cellular component (GO): membrane
Molecular function (GO): G protein-coupled receptor activity
Source: RefSeq, a predicted model, not a curated record
AGGCGGCUGCAUCAUGUCAGACUUCUGCUGAACGCUCCAAAGUUGGCUGUCAAGGAUUAAUCAGCGCUUGUAUUUGAUACUUUAUUUUUCCCACCUUGGAAAAACAAUAAAAUGCGAGCAGUGGCGCGUUUAAGUUUAGAAAUUAUUACUUGUCUACAUUAUGCAACUCUGAUCUCCCGCUGACACUUUGUACAUUAAAUACAGCACGAGGACGAUGGGGAUUUUUGCAUCCACGUUUACGCACCCGCAAUUUGGAAGUUAACCUAAAAGAGGAGGUGAAGCUGCCGAACUUGUUUUAGAAGUAAGUCGCCUUUUCCUCCUGCAGAAUCAUGCAGAGCAACAGCAGCACCUCCGGAUCUCUGACCGCUGUCAGUGUGUGCGGAGGAGAGGAAGAUGAACGCGAGAUCUCCAAACUGGUCAACCCCACAGGAGCAGCGUCCAACCUGGCUGCUUUUAACCUUUCCCUGAACUGCUGGCUUCACAUCCUCUCUAAGGAGUCCUCUAUGGAUCUACAUGGAGACGGUGCAAAUCUGGCAGUGCGAGUUCUCAUCGCUCUGGUCUACCUGGUGGUGUGUGUUCUGGGGCUUGUGGGUAACCUCCUGGCACUCUUCCUGCUUCAUUCCCGCCGUCGGGGCCACCAGCACUCUUCCAUUGACUGCUUCGUGAUGAGCCUGGCACUGACAGACCUCCAGUUUGUCCUCACCUUGCCCUUUUGGGCUGUGGACACGGUGCUGGACUUCCGCUGGCCCUUUGGCUGGGUCAUGUGUAAAAUUGUUAGCUUUGUCACCACCCUGAACAUGUACGCCAGUGUCUUUUUUCUCACUGCCAUGAGUGUGACCCGCUACCACUCCCUGGUCACCUCUCUGAAGACAGGCAGCCCUAGGAUCGCCACUGCUCGCACCAAGUGGGCCAGUUUAGCCAUUUGGGUGGUGUCACUGGUGGCUACUUUGCCUCAUGCUUUCUACUCCACCACAGUCCAGGUGUCUGCAGAUGAUGAGCUGUGCCUCGUGCGGUUCUCUGACUCUGAUUCGGGCCACUGGGAUCCCCAAGUCCUGCUCGGACUCUAUCAAACACAGAAAGUCCUCCUGGGAUUUGUGGUGCCUUUGAUUGUCAUCAGUGUUUGCUACCUCCUCCUCCUGAGGUUCAUCCUGAGCCGGCGUGUUGUAAGCAGCAUGGUCAGUGGGGGUGUCACAGAGAGGUCAGAGUAUGAGAGGAGCCGCCACCGCCGCCGCUCCAAAGUCACCCGCUCUGUCACCAUUGUAGUCCUGUCCUUUUUCAUCUGCUGGCUGCCCAACCAGGCCCUGACCCUGUGGGGGGUAUUGAUCAAAUUUGACUUGGUGCCCUUCAGUAAAGCCUUCUACAAUGCCCAGGCCUACGCCUUCCCCCUGACUGUGUGUCUAGCUCAUGCAAACAGCUGUCUCAACCCGGUGCUCUACUGCCUGAUCCGCCAGGAGUACAGAGCUGGACUGAAGGAACUUCUGGUCAGAGUGUCUCACUCUGUCCAAAACGUUCUCACUCUUGCUCUGAGAGGGAGGAGAGUGGAGGAGGCACCACACAGCUUGGUCAUGAUACACAAAGACAUCAACAUGUGAUUUAUUCUGUUAAUACUAUGGGGAAUGCUCCUUUAUGACCUUGUGUGCCAUAUUUUCUUUGGUGCCAUGUUCCUGUCUGAUUAGACUGUCAUCCCCCCAAAAUCAAUGUCAUCCAUCAAACCAGACACACACAUACACACACACACACAAAUUUGCACAGCUAUCCUUGUUAGGACCUUGCAUUGACUCAAUAACUCAUUGAUCCAUUUUGUACAGCCUAACCCUAACCUUGACCUUAACCUAACAUCAAUUCACACCUUACCCCUAACCUUAACCAUGACCACAGAAAUGAUGUUUUGCCGCAUUAGGAUUGGGCUUUGGUCCCCAUGAGGACCACUGGUCCCAGUAAGGUCAGUGUUUAUACCAGAAACGGUCCCAAUAAGGAUAGAAAAACUAUACACUCACCUGCUGCAAACGAACCUGAGCAGCUCUGUUUUAGUGUUAUUAUGCACACAUUCCUCAACUUCAUCAAACCCUCCUAUCAGUCGGCUCAGAGUCUCACUCUGGACUGGGCUUUUUCUCCCACACAAUCAAACAAAAUACAUUGUGAUGUUUGAAUAGUCCAACCUGUAAAGUGAUUUUUGUACUUUGCAUUGCAAAUGCCCACACAGGCAAACACUGUAAGAAUAUUACAUUUUAAUUAGGAUUGAUGUGUUGAAUAUUUAUUUGUGUUAUUGUUGCUAAUAAUGCAGCCAGGGUACUAGAAUCUCACACACUUCAC